This is a messenger RNA of Opisthocomus hoazin, 820 nucleotides long. The record is from RefSeq and is a predicted model, not a curated record. Lineage: Eukaryota; Metazoa; Chordata; Aves; Opisthocomiformes; Opisthocomidae.
AUGGACCUGCCCAAGUGGGUCCGCAAUCGGGGCAGGAGGCGAACCCUUCCCUUGCCCACCACAUCUCCACAGGUGCCUCUGCAUAAUAGGUAUGAGGCUCUAGAUGUGGAAGACAAGGUGAUGGGCAUUGACCCAUCCACAUCGGAGGAGGCACAAAGAUCAGAAGGACCUCCCUCUCAUAUUACUACCAGCUCCACAAGGAGGAAGAGACAAGUCAUAGUUGUAGGAGACUCCCAGCUGAGGGGAACUGAGGGUCCGAUAUGCCAGGCAGCCCCUCCUCUCAGGGAAGUCUGUUGCCUCCCGGGAACACGGGUCAAGGACAUUGCUAGGAAACUUCCUAGACUGGUCCGACCCUCAGAUUAUUAUCCUCUGCUGCUCUUCCAUGUGGGUGCGGACGAAGUUGCAAGGACGGACUGGUCCGAGCCCUGGCUGGUGGGGCUGGCGGUUUUCCACCUCCUCUGCUUCCUCCUGACGUGCGUCUCUUUCCAGCACUACCGGGUGCAAGUGGGGCACUUCCUCCUCAUGGUGGGCUUAGUGUACUGCGCUGAAUAUAUAAAUGAAUUGGCAGCCAUGAAUUGGAGGCUAUUUUCUAAAUACCAAUACUUUGAUUCAAGAGGAAUGUUUAUUUCACUAGUGUUUUCAGCACCACUGCUGGUGAAUACUAUUAUAAUUGUGGUCACCUGGGUUUACAGAACUUUGAAUGUAAUGACUGAACUGAAGACACUACAGCGGAGAAUGAAAGCAGAAAAAGAGAAAAAGAAGUGAAAGUGCCUAACACUAUUAAAUUGUAAGAUUACUUGUCCAGGUAGUCAGUUCUUCU